AUGGAGAAGGAGAUGAAGGGCCUUAAAGUGGAGAUGGAGAAGCUAAGGCCACCAGAGCUCGAUAGGAAUGACAAGCAGUGUCUUGUGCGAGAAAACCGUGGUCAGACGCGAUCUCAGCGAACAAAAAGAAAUCUCAGGGUACCUCGAGAAGGCACAAAUAGCCAGACAAAGGAACCAGAGUUGGCUACGCCGCAGACGAAAAUCGUGCCGCUGAAAACGAUAAAUGAUCAAAAGAUCGUAGUAAACAGGCAGUCGGGCGUUAGUUCGCCGAAUCAAACCGUCCUAAAUCAGUGGAAGGCGGUAGCCGGGAUAUCCGCGAUGAAGAAUCUGCAGGUAUGAUUAAACCACAAGGCCGUCUAGUUGAUCGCAGUAAAUGCAUCGUUAUAAAGGGCAUGACGGAGUCUGUUUCUGACACUCCAAAGGACAGAAUACAGCAUGACAUAGAAAUAUUCCAGGAAUAUCUCAAAUCGAUCUUAAUAAGAGACGAGAAAGUCACAGUAUUAAAGGCUUUCAGGAUGGGCCAGACUAAAGACUCAAAACAUGAACCAGACCGGCCGAGACCAUAAAAAUUGUCCUUUAGAAUAACGAGCAAGCGCAGCUAAUUUUGAGCAGGAAAUCUGCGCUUCAACAUGCCCAUCCAUUGGUUUUUUCAGCUGGACUCUGCACCCGCGGAUCGAGAAAAAUGGAGGAGGCCCAACCUGGAAGUCCUCAGGCGGUCGAGUCUGAGCGAGACAAAUCUCGGAAUAGUGGACGGAAAAAUUAUACGCGUCCAGAGGUAAUUCCUCUGGAGAAAGAUUAUAACUCCAACAGCUUAGGAGUGAUGGAAAGCAGUUCAUCCCCAUCAGCUCAGACCGGCUUUUGCAUUCAAUCUCAGGAAAUGGAUAAACGCGUGUAUGCCGUUUCGAGGAUCGACGAACUCAAAGCGAUAUUAUCCGAACGAAUCCCGACGUCGUCGCCAUAACGGACAAUAUACGGGCCAAAUUCUUGAAAGAAUUGGCGAAUGAACUCUCCAAGCCACUGGCACACAUCUUCCGCUCGUCAUUCGAAUUAGAGAGGUUGUCAUCGGAAUGGAAGACAGCAAAUAUCUAUCCGAUAUACAAGGGCGGAGCUCGCACUAAUGCUAACAAUUACCGGCCUGUUAUUCUAACCUGUAUCUACUGUAAAAUAAUGGAGGCCAUAGUUAAGGAAGCAACAAUGAAGUUCCUGGAGCAGGGUCAUUUAAUCUCACCUACAGCACGGUUUCAGACAGAACCGCUCGUGCCUUUCCAGUUUAUUUCUCUUGACGGAGCAAUGGACUCGCGCACUGGACGAGGAUGGUAGGGUCGAUGUUAUCUACACAGACUUUAAGAAAGCGUUCGACAGCGUCCCACACAAACGCCUUAUCUACAAACUUUCUGAAAUUGGGAUAAGAGGAAGGCUGCUGUCAUAGAUAACAGAUUUUUUACCGGGAGAUCACAAACCGUGUGCAUCGAGGCCUCAAGGUCAACCCCUACCCCCGUUCUAAGUGGCGUACCCCAGGGCUCCAUCUUAGGGCCGUUGCUAUUCCUGGUUUACAUUAACGACUGCGUCGACGACCCGGAAUGCAGCGCCAUCAUGUUUGCUGACGAUGUUAAGCUGUGGAGAGCCAUCAGAUCUGACGCAGGCAGGUACGCGCUUCAAGACAGUCUAACUCGGCUUAAGAGUUGGUCAACUCGUUGGCUUCUUAAUUUUAAUGCGGACAAAUGCGUGGUCCUGAAACUCCGCACGAAAAAGACCAGUAAGGAGGACAAAUACUUUUAAUACGUCUCUGGUGGUCAGCCCCUUUCAAAUGUUGUGAAACAGAAAGACCUGAGCGUCCUAAUGACCUCCUCGCUGAAACUAUCAUCACCGUGUCAAAAGGCAACCAGAUGUGCUAUACAAAUGUUAUUUGCCCUGAGGCGAGGAUUUGUGCAGAUCGAUAAAGAGCGGUUCGGGAAAACCUAAGGGGCGUUCGUCCGGUCUCACUAAGAGUACGCAGUCCAGGCCUGGCGACCGUGGUUGAAGAAAGUUCAUCAACGACCGGAAAGAGUACAGGCGAUGGCUACGAAGAUGGUCAAGAAUCUUCAUCAUCUGCCUUACGAAAUCAGGCUGACUGAACUAAAUCUGUUUCCUCUUAAUUACAGGCAACUGCGCGGCGAUCUCAUUCAAACCUACAUGAUUGUCAGAGGCCGUGAGUGUGCCCUAGACUUUGAUGAAUUCUUCGAAUUGGCCGGGACUGACCGCCUGCGUGGUCAUCCCUUCAAACUGCAGAGGAAGCUGGCCCAUUCUGACGUCCGACGGAACGCCUUCUCUCACAGGGUCAUUGGGACAUGGAACGGACUCCCUGAUGCAGUGAUUCUUUCCGAAGGUAUCGAUUCCUUCAAGUGUAGACUAGAUGCUCAUUUGUUGAGAAAUUACUGUAGAUAUACUAACGAUUGUUUUAGCGGCAGCAGUUUGCGCGUGGCUCACACCGCUAAUUUUUUAACUUUCCGCAUUUGCUGAUGUAAUUGAUGACUUUAUUUCUGUUUAUCGAUAUGAAUAGGGAGCUCAAGGGCGAAAGCCUCAUUCCCUUUAUAGACUGUCUGAAACUGACUUAAACGUUCAGAGUUUACUACCAAAGUCCGACGAGCUGAAGACCCAUCUCUGUGUUCUAUCCCCUGAUGUGAUCUCUUUAACAGAAAACUGGUUGACCCAACGUAUGGAUGACCCUGAGUUAACCUUGCCUGGCUGCUAGAUGUUUAGAAGGCAAGGGGAAGAGCGUCACGGAGGAAUACUCACGUACGCGAAACAUGGGGUAAGUGUGUCGGGCAAAACCGGCAAAUUUUCGUGUACUUCCGAGGCAGUCUCGCUGUCUAGUUCGAUGCCGGUUCCAUCGAGCCUCUAUGGCCUGACAGUUUAUCGACUGCCCAGACGAGACAACAUGGCCGACGUUCGCCUCUGGAUGAGCUCGAAAUUUUUCUACGCGGCCGGAUAUCCUGAUCAUGGGUGACUUUUAUCCGCCCCACAUUGACUGGAGCUCAGCCCACGCAAAUAGCUCCGAACGGACCUUCGACAGGUGUUUUGUUAGCACGACACUGAAGUUAUUUCUCACUUAAUACGUCACGUUUCUAACUAAAGUACGCGAAGUCCAACAGGCUAACUGCCUUGAUCUUGUCCUUACGAAGUCACAGGACAGCACUGAUGAGGUGUCAUUGCUACCCCCUCUAGGUAAAAGUUACCACCUCGUUCUUCUAUGGGAUUACCCAGUCUUUUCCAUGCCCGAGAGACCUAUAACAGUUCUAAGAAACAUUUGGCGCCGAGAUUUUAACCAAAUGCGUGCUGACAUUACAGGCAUUGACUGGGAGUCCGUAUUUGUUGGAAACAUUCUCGAUGACUGGCAACGGUUCCGAGAAAUACUGCACAGGCUUACCUCAAGCCACUGUCCGCUCUCAUGAAAGAGGUUUACUAACAGACGCAAGUCUUGAAGAAUGGCGUGAAUAAAAAGCGAAGGCCGGGGAAAAAACGCUUUCUGACAGGAGCCCCACAUCCAUAAACGCGAACAAAUUUCAAAGAAAUCGACCCGAGAAACUUAUCCGCAGAAGUGGAUUUGCUUAACCCUGCCGCGGAGAACCCUAAAUUAUCCUACGGUUACAUCAGACAAAGCAUACAUAACAAAGACCCAAUACAAAUGCUAAGGACUGCUGAAGGUGAAAAUCUUACUGAAGACAGAGUGAAGGCUGAUCAUCCUUCAGGGUUUUUUCGAUCUGUUUUUACUAAAGGGUGCUAGAUUCAAUCCUCCUGCGAGUGACUUCUAAGAGGCCACAAUUACUGAGACCGUUCAGUUCACUUGGGGCAUGAUUCUGAUGGAGCUGAUGAAGCUAAAGGAAUCAACAUCACCAGGUCUAAAUCAGAUUGUUGCAAUGAUUUUGAAGGAACUCGCCGGUGAGUUGACCAGACCAUUCUCUAUGCUUUUCCAUGCAUCCUUUGUGGCCAGGCAUCUGCCAUCCGAAUGGAAAUCAGUGUGGAUUACGCCUCUGUAUAAGGGCAGAAGUCAGGGGUCUGCAAACAAAUUACAGACCAGUCGGCCUCACCUCUAUUUUCUGCAAGAUUAGGGAGAAAACCAUUAAGAAACAAUUGAUGAAGUUCCUUAAACAGAACCAUCUACUUUCCGAUUUCAAGGACGGAUUCAGAAAAGGCAGGUGAGUCUCAGUGGAUGAGCUCAAUCUCUCAUCGCUGUUGGUCAUUUCGGAACAUAAAUAUGUCAAGUUUCUUCUUAAAACUUUGUACCGAUGAUGACAUUUCAACACCCGCAAGGAGAGCAUUCCAUGGUUUGACCACUCGAACAGAGAAGUAAGACUUCCGCGCAUCCAGCCUUACCAGCUGAGUAUGCAGGUUAAACCGGUGACCUCUGAGUUUGGUCGUGGUAACAAAUUCAAAAAUGCCCUCGGAGGCCAGGCUGCAAUCCAAACCUUUCGCUAUGAGGAAAGCUUGCAAGAGAUCCCCGCGAAGUUGCCUGUAACUCAAAGGGAAGAGGUUCAGAUUUAUUAGGCGGGUUGCAUAAGGAAAUGGGCUUUGAUCUCUAACUAUGUUCGUGGCUCUCCUCUCAAGUCUUUCGAAUCAGAUUUGAUCUUGAACCGUCACGAUCUCCGGGCUUGUAUGCCGUAUUCCAAGUGCGGUUGGACGAAUGUUCCUAAUGUCUUUGAGAAAGCAUCUUCUUCAAAAUCCAUAAACGCACGCUUGGUGGCGUACAGUACGGACAUUGCGCUUUUUGCCACUCUCAAACAAUGAGCGGAUGGUUUUAAGGAACUCGUCGUCAGAACACCGAGGUCCUUUUGGGCUUUGACUUCUCGUAGUGUUGCACCAGCCAGGAAGUAGUCUCUUGUGCUGGCGGAUCUGGCUGUGUUGACUAGGCGAAGUAUGCUAUAAUUACCAACGUUGAACCCAGGGAGCCAACUGUUUGACCAUUCUUCCAACCGAUUUAGGUUUAUCUGCACUCUGUCUCCGUCGGCAGGACCCGAAUUACACUCCAUAGCUUUAUGUCGCCUGAGAACAUUGCUACUUCGCAGUCCAAAGCUCUUGCGCAAUCGUCCACGUACAUAAGUAACAAAGCGGAUCCCAAUACUAAACCGUGGGGAACACCCUUUUCGAGCACCGCAGAAUCUGAUCUUCCUUGACCGAUGCACACAACCUCCUGUAGACCCACAAGGAAGUUUUCGAUCCAAUUGAAGAAGUUGCUUUGUUCCCUAUUAUCUUCGGCUAGUGUAACAGUCUCUGAUGUGACACAGUGUCGGACGCCUUCUGGAAAUAAAUGAAAGCUAUGUGAACCGUGUGACUGUGGUCGAGAGCUCGGUUCCAGCUCUGGAGAGAUUGCAGCAAGCUUGUCGUGAAGGGUCUUCCUUUCCGGAACCGAUGUUGGUAGUUCGAUAGCAAGUAGUGAACUUCAAGGAAUUGCAUAAAUUCACUCUUUAUGAUCUUCUCCAUAACUCUGAAGAGAAUGCAUGUCAAGCUUAUGCGCCUGUAAUUUGUUGUCGAUGCCAUGCUGCCUCCUUUGUGUAACCGAGUAAUAUACACCCGCUUCCUAAUGAUAAGAAGUGUUCCAGCGUCAAAAGACGCUUGAAAGAGCAUCAAGAAAGGCAAAUAAAGCUCAUUAGCUUCGGUGGAAUCUCGUCCGGUCCUGAAGACUUAGAUUCCUUCAAUGCCCCUAAUUCUCUUCGGACAAUAUAUUCUGAGAAAAAAUAUAUUACUUAUGCUUGGAGUCCGCAGUUUUUUGUGAACUGAGGGAGGAAGUUUGCCUCGUUUAUGUUGACUGAUUAAAGAAAUUAUAAAAAAUGCACAGCUUUGUCCCUGUUAUCAGCAAUCCCAACACCGCCGGUAGUCCUUAUUAAGGGAUUUGAUGUAUGUUCCUGGUACUUCUUCUGAGGUAGCUGUGGAGUAAUUUUGGUUUCUAUAUUGCUUUUCACAGCAAAUUCUUCUCAAAUUCACGGCGCCUCUUUAUAAUCAUGCUUCUCAGUUUGUUUCCGCGUAUCUUGCAGGUGUUGAAAUACCCAACUUGCCAAGUGGUGCAGUAUUUUCUCCACAAUUUUUGCUUCCUGUUGAUUUCAUUCUUGAGGUUGCUGUUAAGCCACCCAGGGCGUUUGUCCAGUCUUAUACUCGUCAGUGGGCAGUGGUUGCUGGUGAGCUGCAGAAGAACGUUCUUGAACAACUCCCAGUCAUCGUUGGCAUUACCCGUAAACGUUGGUAUCCAGUCGAGACCGGAUAAGUCUGCCCUCACUUUAUUGAAGUCGCCCAGCCAAGAGUCGCAUCUUUUUUGCAGAAUGGAGAAUAACGAAUAAUCCCACAUAGGCACUACAUGGUCACUUCGGCCAAGGAGCGGAAUGGAGAUGAUUUCGUCCAUGCUGUCUGAUGCCUCCUUAAAAACGAAAACAUGAAAACUAUAUGCUGUCCAAACACCGUUUCUAGGGGGAAGUUCGUAGACUGAGGACCUUUAUCGGGUAAGCCAACAUCCUAUUGCCUAUUAAUUGAUAAAGAUCGCGUUUCUUGUGUGGACACCUCACGUAUACACCAGCCUUCAGCUUAUGGCUGGCACCUGAGCCCAUAUAAACCGAAUGAGACGGCUCAUGUGAGAUGGAGCACGAGCUAAUUAGCCCUGUCAGGCCAGACGCGAGGAAAGCCGCGAGCGCUAGCAUGCACACACGCUCACAUUUUCUUACUUACUUGCGCACGCUUGGCCGACGUGAAUGUCUCCUCAGUCGCCGAUCAUUAACCAAGAGGGUUUGUGCAGAAUAAAUCUCUCCUUUUGACCUCCUUCGUCUUCUACCGCCAUCUAGUUGUGGGGUUUUCAGAGUACACCACUUAGAUUGACCGUUUUACCAAUGCCUUGACAGUACAGCUGACACUCUGCGUAUUGUAAAGUCUCUUCAGAUAAACGAAAUGAAUUCGUUGCAGCGGAUAACAUUGCGCACGUCUUUCCUGAAGAAAACAGGGUAUAGGGGUGUCUAGUUGUGGAUCCACGUGAAGGUCUCAGUAGGUCGCUCACUUUGUUGCAGGUGUUGGCUACUCCUUGCGUCCAUUAACUGGCACCCAACUCCCUCAUGUUGCUCCUCGAAUCUAGGCCCUACCCAUCGGUCACACCCCGAUAACUGCCCAAACGGGGAAGAUAAGUCAGAUGAGGGCAUCCAUGUGUGCAUUCCCACACUUAGUAAUUCUGCUCACUUCCAUCUCCCUCCCAAUCCUCCUCCCAGUUCAUCAUCUCUCCUCCUCCCUUUUUACUUCAUCCCUCUCCGCCCCACUUCUUAUCCCCCGUUCUCCUCCAAUCUUCCCCACACUCCUUCUCCUCUAACCUCCUCUUAUUCCGUCGGUCCGCUCCAAAAUUCCCCUCGCGUUCUCCCCCAAUCCACUCUCUACCCUAGUCGCCGACAAAUCCUACGGCUAGAACAAGAUGCAAUCAGGCAGGCGACCCAGGCCAAUGGUAGUUCUCUUAAAAAGCCUAGCGACCCAUAGUGUUUGGUGCGGCUAAGCAGCCUCAUUUAGGGACAGCACCUCUCACCUCCUCGUGCCCCAGACAAAUGCUGGGGCCACGGCAUCUGCGCACAGACCGCGACUCACAGACUGCAACACAUGCGGUCAAAACCACCAAACGGGAAAUAAUACUAUCUCACUCAAUCUUCCUCCUCCUCCUUCUCCUCUUCCCCCCUCCUCCUCCUCCUCUUCCUCCUCCUGCUGCUGCUGCUACUGUCACCUCCGUCCCACCACAGAGGCUGCUAGGGUGAGUCCGCUCACUCAGGCAGUCUGGAAUGCUCGUUCCCUUUUAGACAAUCCGGUGAUCAGUCGGCCGGAACGAAGGACGACAGUAGUUAAUUGAAAACUGGAGCGCUAUAAGAUGGACGUCGCUGCACUCAGAAAGACCCUUUCACGGAACAGGGCCAAGUGGGUGAGGGGGUAGGUAUCGAUUAAACCUUCUUCAGGAGCGGUCGCUCAAGCCAGAGUGACGAGAUGCGGGCUUCGCCUUUGUCCUCCGGGACGACAUCGCGGGACAACUCCCCUGACUGCUACAGGGCAUCAACGAACGACUCAUGACGCCGAGCCUGCCUAUUCGUGGAUUCAAAUUCAACGCCAUCAACCGCGUCUAAGCCUCCGACAACUAACUCUGAUGCGGCAAGGAGCAUAUUCUACGAGGACAUGCAGACCUGGCAGAUAAGAUGAUGGCACUUGUUGAUUUGAACGUCCGCAUCGAUACAGAUCAUGCUGCCUGGAGAGGAGUGCUGGGUCCCAUGGCCUCGGGGUUUUCAAUGACAAUGGUUUACUCCUCCUGCGAACCUGUGUAAAGCAACGCCUCAUCCAGACCAACACAUUUGUCAGAAUGCUGAAGCAGGAGAAGGACAUCUGGAUGCACCCUCGGUCGCGACACUGGCACCUGCUGGACUAUGUCCUCGUAUGGAGGCAAGACCAGUGGGGAUGUGCUGGUGACAAAGGUGAUCCGGGGUGCCCACAGAUGGACUGACCAUCGCCUCGUCCUCUCCAAGAUGAGGAUCCGCCUACUGCCUCGCAAAAUUCCUCAGGGCGAAGGACCACAAUGUAGGCUGAGUACUCUUGUUGGAUGUGCCUGCUCACCAUCUCCUCUUCAGCAACGAGCUAGCUCAGCGAAUAGCCAAAUUCCCACUCACCGCCACCGGUAACGAGGAAGCCUCCGAAAGGAACCGACGGUGCCAACUGAGGGACGCAGUUUAGCCAACCCCCCUGAAUGUCCUCGACCGUGCACGUCGCCAACACCAGGACUGGUCCAACGACAACGAUGCCGUCAUCUGCAGCCAGCUCGCCAAAAAGAAUCGUCUGCACAAAGCCUAUGCCAGCCAGCAGCCGCACAGCGACGCAAGCAAAUUAGCAUGCUAAAGAAGUCGCCGCCUUGUACAACACCAGCUGUAGGAGAUACAGGACGUCUGGACGGCUCGUAAGACCAAGCAUGUUCAAAAGUACGUGGACCGCAACGAGUGGAAGAACUUCUUCGCCAUUAUUAAGACUGCCUAUGGUCCUACAGCUAAGGAGCCGCUCCUCUUCUCAGCGUCGACGGAACUACCUUACAUACUGAGAGGACGCCAAUUUACAGUGAUAGGCCGAUCACUUCAGAGACGUCCUCAGCCGUCUCUCCACCAUCUCCGACACCACCAUCCUCCGUCUGCCUCAAGUGGAGGACAACGACGAACUCGACCUCCCACCCUCUCUCCACGAAACCAUCAGGGCCGUGCAGCAAUCCUCCUGUGGGAAAGUGCCUGGAUCCCUACUGAAAUCUACAAGCACGACGGCCCCCAACUUAUAAAUCACCUGACAGUGGUCUUCCAAGAGAUGUAGCACCAAGGAGAAGUCCCUCAUGAUUUCAAGGACACCACGGUCGUCCAUCUUUAAAAAAUGAACAGUUAACUCUGCGAAAAUCACAGAGGAAUCUCGCUGCUGAACAUCUCUGGAAAAAUAUUUGUUCGUGUUCCCUUCAAUCGCCCCAACACUUAUCUGGAACAGGGACUCCUUUCAGUAAGCCAGUGCGGUUUCCGCCGUCAUCGUGGCACCACUGACAUGAUCUUCGCUGACCGCCAGCUGCAUAAGAAAUGCCACGGGAAAAACGAUGAUUAUGCACCAAACAUCACCCAACGCUGCCUACAAUCCACCCCACAUCAGCGUGAACGGCGCCCGACUGCAAGUCGUAGACACCUUCACCAAUUUGACAACAUCCUCUCACGGUUCACAAAAGUCGACGACGAAGUGGCCCGCCGGAUCUCCAAGGCCAACCAUGCAUUUGGUCACCUGCAGAACACCGUCUGGAAUCAUCACGGUCUUCACGUCAGCACCAACUUCAAGAUGCACAAAGAGGUCAUCCUGCCGACGUUUCUGUAUAGAGCGAAGACUUAG
Spirometra erinaceieuropaei is the source of this 9873-nucleotide messenger RNA. The record is from the annotation of a GenBank genome assembly. NCBI's taxonomy places the organism in Eukaryota, Metazoa, Platyhelminthes, Cestoda, Diphyllobothriidea, Diphyllobothriidae.